UGCAAGUAGAGGGUGCGGGCUGGAGAAUGUAUCUAUUGUGGGGUUGAGUUUUGGGUUACAUGUCUGCCUUAACUGAAUACAGUGCAGGAGAGCAGCUGACACGAGUCAACUAUCCAGAGAUAAUAGCUAAGUAUUUAACUUUAUUUUUUACUCUGUAUCAGGGCUGAUUCAUAAACUCUAGUACUAGUGAAUUUCUCUGUAUAAUUUUACCUAUAUGGUAAUACUAAAACCUGAUUACCGUGAUUUGAAAUUGUUUGUCGUGUCUGGUCAUUUUUACUCUCAGGGUCUCAAUAGAUAUUAAGAUAAUAUUAGGCCUUGUUUUCUUACAACAAGCUUUGACCCGGGUUGAGCGAGACAGAUUGCAUGGAGGCCGUCCGUAAGCCGACACAAUAACAAACAGCCACGCUUGUGUGAAAGAUUCAUUUCUGCAAGGAAUGUUUCUGUUUAUUCUGUUUAGCCAUAUUUUUGUUGCUUGAGACACACCGUGAGCCAGAUUGCAGCAGGGAUGUAGAAAUGUUUGCUCGGAUGGAAGCAUCAGUAACAAGCUGCUUCCGGGGCAUUGAUACAUGCAUUGCGUACUUGCGUCUGUCACCCAGGUGGGUCGCUGCGACGCAGGUACGACCCAGCUAAACGGUUUCACAGUACACAGGACUGUGACCCGGGUAGCCAGAACCUGGGUCAGGACCCGGGUAGAAGUGCCAAUGUGAAAGGGGCAUAAGGCUUCAGUGCCAGAAACCUUGGUGAUAGUCCAGUGUGUUCAUAUCACCAGCCUCUGAAGCACAGUUAAAUACCAGCUGUGUACUCUGCGUCAUAAAGAAAAAAAGGUGAAAGAAAAAACAUUUCAAAGGGGAAAAAUAGUCAUUUUCUGAUUUCAGUUUGUGGGUUGUCCAGACAUUGCAGCGUGUCUGAAUUUGUAAAGGGAUAGAGUACUCAAGACUCCCUUAAGAACAAAAAAAAACCAAAAAAAAAAAACACACUUGCCUCAGUCAGGUGUUAAUUGACAUUCUCCCUGCAUCCUUUCUUCCUUACAAGUUGAUAUCUGGGGUUUUCUUUUUAUCAUUUUAUUUAUAUGUAAACAUAAGAGAGGAAAAAAAACAAAACAUUAUGCUCAUAUAAAAUGAACGUGUUUGUCACAUCGCCCUCACUGCAUGAUUCUGCCUCCGUUGCCUGGAGACCUGCUUAAGCAGCCAUGGAGAGUAAGCUGCAGCUUGUAACUCUUUUCUUACUGCAGCUUCUCGUAAUUAGAGACGGUUUGAGUUUUGGCAUCAGAAAUGACCACCUGGGCAAAUGCAUCCAGCUGAUCCCGGGGAAGGGCAGGGUGGCCUUGGCUGAGUGCAACCCUGAGUCUGAGCUGCAGAAAUGGGACUGGCAAGCCAGCUCACAGUCACUGAUCAGUCUGAAGACCAAGGAGUGCCUGACUGCCGCCAGAGCCAAGGAGCACGAGAUGGUCAGGCUCCAAGUCUGCAGGGAGGGGGAGAACCAGGGCUGGAGCUGCUCAAAGAAGGGCCACCUUACUCUCCAGGGGCAGGGGCUGCACCUGAGCACCAAGCAGGGCUCCUCCAAGGUCUUCCUCUCCAAGGAAAGGGGCAAGACCAGCAAGUGGAGGACGAUGCACAACGGGACUAUGUGUGCGGAGGCAGCCAAGCCCCCAACCUGGAAGCAUGAGGGUCCAACAGAAAGGGUGCAGCAACCGACAUUGACCCUGCAGACAACUGCAUUUGUACCUACAAUGAAAGCUGAGACAGCAGCAACGAACCUCUCCAUGAAAGAGCCUGAUCCUACUGUCCCCAGUGUCCCGGAUGUCAGCACAGACACACAGAGAACAGAGAAGCCUUUGAUCAGCCUGGAUGAUGGGAUGAGCUGGAAGGUGGCCAUGCUAGUUCUGAGUUCCUUGGCUCUGUUUCUGGGGCUGACUAUACUGUCUCUCAAUAUCCACUACAACAGAAAGAAGAAGUUGCUGUUGGUUUCAAAGCCCUACGGGGCUGGCAAUGUGCGCGGGCCAGUCGCUGGGAACCCAGAUGAGAGGGCACCCCUAACCCAGCGUCCCGCCAGGGGGGGCAGCCGCCACCCCCCUCCGUCCCGCUCCCCCUCCCUGCAGCGCGGCGAGAUCCUGAUAGAGUGGAAGGAUGGCACUGUCACCCCGCUGUUCGACAGCGUCGGCUAAAUGACAGACUGAGGGCUCAUCGAUCUACCCCCAGCACCCUUAACAGCAAACAGCAUCCCCUUUCUGAGCUUAGGGUCCUCCACCGAUAGAAGCUGCAUGCUACCUUUUAUAGUAAAAGCAUAUCAAAGUGUAAUAAACAGUGGUGGGGAAAUUACUUUAAAAAAAUGUAAUCAGAUUACAGUAAUGCAUUGCAUGUCAUGUGUUAUUCUCCAACACUGGUAGUAAAGCAUAGUGAAAGCAUGGUGAAGCAUACAGUAAGUAAGCAUUGUUAACUCCAAAGAUGUAUGGUAAAGCAUUAAAAAAAAACAUGACAAGCCAUUUUAUACUCUGUUAAUGAAUAGUAUAACCAUGGAAAAAGCAUGGGAAAUUACUGUGGUGAACUCUGGUAAGAGUUGUACUGACUUCCAGUUCAAAGAGGAAAUGCUACACAUGCUCCCGCUGAUGUUGCAGACACUGAGAUUUGACUGUGUUUUCUAAUUUGGGAUUGCCAGCGUGUCUCAUGCCCGUGUGCAUCAUGACACUGUCUGCAGCGUGUCUCUCAUGCCCGUGUGCAUCAUGACACUGUCUGCAGCGUGUCUCUCAUGCCCGUGUGCUUCAUGACACUGUCUGCAGCGUGUCUCUCAUGCCCAUGUGCAUCAUGACACUGUCUGCAGCGUGUCUCUCAUGCCCGUGUGCAUCAUGACACUGUCUGCAGCGUGUCUCUCAUGCCUGUGUGCAUCAUGACACUGUCUUCAGCGUGUCUCUCAUGCCCGUGUGCAUCAUGACACUGUCUGCAGCGUGUCUCUCAUGCCCGUGUGCAUCAUGACACUGUCUGCAGAGCGUCUCUCAUGCCUGUGUGCAUCAUGACACUGUCUGCAGCGCGUCUCUCAUGCCUGUGUGCAUCAUGACACUGUCUGCAGUGUGUCCCUCAUGCCCGUGUGCAUCAUGACACUGUCUGCAGCGCGUCUCUCAUGCCCGUGUGCAUCAUGACACUGUCUGCAGCGUGUCUCUCAUGCCCAUGUGCAUCAUGACACUGUCUGCAGCGUGUCUCUCAUGCCUGUGUGCAUCAUGACACUGCAGCGUGUCUCUCAUGCCCGUGUGCAUCAUGACACUGUCUGCAGCGUGUCUCUCAUUCCUGUGUGCAUCAUGACACUGUCUGCAGCGUGUCUCUCAUGCCCAUGUGCAUCAUGACACUGUCUGCAGCGUGUCUCUCAUGCCUGUGUGCAUCAUGACACUGCAGCGUGUCUCUCAUGCCCGUGUGCAUCAUGACACUGUCUGCAGCGUGUCUCUCAUGCCUGUGUGCAUCAUGACACUGUCUGCAGCGUGUCUCUCAUGCCUGUGUGCAUCAUGACACUGCAGCGUGUCUCUCAUGCCCGUGUGCAUCAUGACACUGUCUGCAGCGUGUCUCUCAUGCCUGUGUGCAUCAUGACACUGUCUGCAGCGUGUCUCUCAUGCCUGUGUGCAUCAUGACACUGCAGCGUGUCUCUCAUGCCUGUGUGCAUCAUGACACUGUGCAGCGUGUCUCUCAUGCCUGUGUGCAUCAUGACACUGUCUGCAGCGUGUCUCUCAUGCCUGUGUGCAUCAUGACACUGCAGCGUGUCUCUCAUGCCUGUGUGCAUCAUGACACUGUCUGCAGCGUGUCUCUCAUGCCUGUGUGCAUCAUGACACUGCAGCGUGUCUCUCAUGCCUGUGUGCAUCAUGACACUGCAGCGUGUCUCUCAUGCCUGUGUGCAUCAUGACACUGCAGCGUGUCUCUCAUGCCCGUGUGCAUCAUGACACUGUCUGCAGCGUGUCUGUUUGUAAAGCAGCUUUAGUUUAAUGCAGUGUAAAGACAUUAGAGCAGUGCAGAGCAGGGUGACAGGUGCUACAGUUAUAGUGCACGUGAAGCAGUGGUUUCUUUUUGGAACUGCACAACGCAGAAAAAGGGUGCCUUUGCGUGUGUUUCAAACCUUAUGUUUGUCACUUUUCAAAAAGUAGGAGUUAAAGGCUGAAGUAAAUAUGGAGAAAAUUCAGAUGACCUUUUACUCAAAAGCAUUUUAAGACUAACAUGUUUUUGUUUCUCAUUCAGAUCAAGAAUAAAAACUUUAGAAUACAAAUCUUUGUGAAUUUCUCCCAUUGUGUCUUGGUAUCCACAUGCUAACUGUUACUAUCUGUGCUCUGUUUCAUCGUUAACAGCACUGUAAGAAGCAACAGUACUGGUUCACAACCUCCAAAUAAAAACUACUUACCAGUGA
Acipenser ruthenus (sterlet) is the source of this 4377-nucleotide messenger RNA. RefSeq lists its product as uncharacterized. The transcript is spliced from 6 exons. The record is from RefSeq and is a predicted model, not a curated record. NCBI's taxonomy places the organism in Eukaryota, Metazoa, Chordata, Actinopteri, Acipenseriformes, Acipenseridae. Bases 1190 to 2164 code for a protein of 324 amino acids.